This is a messenger RNA of Epinephelus lanceolatus (giant grouper), 1869 nucleotides long. Its product is annotated as polymeric immunoglobulin receptor-like. Gene Ontology annotation, molecular function: transmembrane signaling receptor activity. NCBI's taxonomy places the organism in Eukaryota, Metazoa, Chordata, Actinopteri, Perciformes, Serranidae. Gene Ontology annotation, cellular component: plasma membrane. The record is from RefSeq and is a predicted model, not a curated record.
AUGAAGUUCUUCUGUAGGAACGAAUGUAAAGGAGAGGAUAUUCUCAUUAGAACAGAUGAUGUCACAGCUCAGAACGGCAGAUACAGCAUUGCAUACAGCAACGGAUCUUCUGGAAUAGGAAUUCUGACUGUGACCAUCACACGUCUGACCAAGUCUGAUGCAGGACGGUACAGGUGUGGUUUAGGCAAAACUUUGGGUUCAUAUUUAUACCAGGACUUUGGACUCAGAGUUUCAGAUGUGGGACUGUUGGAUGUAGAGUCUGGCUUUCACUACACAAAGACUGAAGGAGAAGAAGUCACUCAAGGAUGCAGCAAUAGUGCCUACAGAAGUUGGAAGUUCUUUUGUAAGGACGAAUGUAAAAAACAAGACGACGUUCUCAUCGAAACAGAUGGCAACAGAACUCAAAGUGGCAGAUACAGCAUCGAAUAUACAGAAGGAUCUCCAUAUGAACUGCGUGUGACCAUCUCACAGGUGACCAAGUUGGACACUGGACGGUACCGGUGUGGUUAUGGCAGAGCUUUCUCCCCAGAGGUCUACGUGUUGUUUCCGAUCAUUGUCAUAGAUGCUCCAACCACUUCAAGCCCAAACUGGAGUCCUCCACCUUCCUCAGCGUCUGUCCCAUCAGCCUCCACACCAAUAACAAGCUCCAGUGCAGGAAGUUUCACACCUUCACCAGUUUUCCCUGCAACCACCAACCAGCUCACAAUGUACAUCUUUCCUCUGGUUGUGUGUGUGCUCAUGGUGGCGGUGCUGUUGGCUCUUGUAAUGCUGCUCCUCUACAAACAGAAGACAAUGACUUCAAACGGCACGAACGUGGAGUGUGUUACCUAUGAGAACCAUCCGCCAGCCUCUACAUGUCAAGACUCCGUCUACCAGAGCCUGGAUCCAGCCAGCAGGGAUCAUGACCAAAUCUACGCUAUACAACACGAGACUAUCUGAAUUCAGACCAGAGGGGUCUACUACGAACCAAAAUAAGCAUGUUAGCGAGGUAUGUUGAGCUUAAAGCCAGAGUUGUCAAUGUUACGAAGAUUGCACAGUAUUGACAUCAGUAGUAGGUUGGAUGUGACUGUUUUUUCAUAUUGCUCUUUGUACUGCAGAGCUAGCUCAACUGACUAUGUUGCUGUAUGGAGGCCUCCUAACCCCUACAUCUGUAUCUCCUCACAGCAAAUGCUUUUUGUUCUGUAGGUCAUUUCUCACAAACAUACCUGUAAAGAUGAAAAUAAAACAGUGUAUAUUUGCAGUUCACAGAGUUUAAAUACUGAGCUAUUAUGUGGCAGAGAAACAUAUGUUAAAUAAGUUGGUAAAUUUACUGUAGCAGAACGUCAGGGAAAACAGUAAUCCUGGUUCCUGAUGUUAUCACUUUCUCCCAAAUUUUGGAUCAAAGUUUUGCUGUACAUGAAGGGUUAUGGAGAGUUUCUUUAAGAAACCAGUUAUUUGGUAGGUUUUCACCAUUAAUGUCUCUCUUCUGCUGAUUCAACUGGCUGCGGUCACUGUGUCUCACUGUGGAGAGACUGCGACAGCGGUCCUCUUUGCCCAUUUAUUAGAUCAGCAAGGAGUUAGGCAUUGCUAAGAUGGCGAUGCUUGAGACUUCCACUGAGCUUCAAAAGGUCUUUUUCAGAAACCUUGGGGUGUUUCCGCGGAGCCUACAUUCAUUAUUUUUACUGUCUGCUAGGUUCAAAGUAUUUCUGCCUGGCCCUCCAUAUCACUGAAAAUCUCUGUUACAAAGUCCUGGUGUAUGUCGGGUGGCUGCUGCUCCUUAGCAGCUCCAGACACACUGCCACUAGUUUAGUGUUGCACAGUAUACUGGUGCCAACGGUAGACCGCAGUACUAAAACACCACGGUACAUACGAUACCAUAAUGUUGGAGUA